Pimephales promelas (fathead minnow) is the source of this 855-nucleotide messenger RNA. The record is from RefSeq and is a predicted model, not a curated record. Lineage: Eukaryota; Metazoa; Chordata; Actinopteri; Cypriniformes; Leuciscidae.
AUGGCCAUACCUGAGCUGAUGAGGAUAUUUGUGGACAUUGAGAAACUGGACUGGGAUUCAGCGUGGAAUAUCACUAAGAAAACGUUUGCAUACACCAACCACACGGUUCUGCCUGAGGCUCUGGAGCGCUGGCCAGUCGAACUGAUGGAGAAACUUUUACCCCGACACUUGCAAAUCAUAUACAAGAUCAACCAAACACAUCUGGAUCAUAUAGCAUCUCUAUUUCCAGAUGAUAUGGAUCGAAUCCGUAGGAUGUCUUUGAUUGAGGAGGUAGAGGGAAAGAAAGUGAACAUGGCUCAUCUCUGCAUCGUGGGCUCACACAAGGUCAAUGGAGUUGCUGAGAUCCACUCAGACAUCAUCAAAAGAGACGUAUUUCGAGACUUCAGCGAGCUGGAACCAGACAAAUUUCAGAAUAAAACAAACGGCAUCACGCCACGACGCUGGCUGCUCCUCUGCAAUCCAGGACUCGCGGAUCUCAUCGCAGAGGCUAUCGGUGAAGAGUAUGUAAAAGAUCUGACUGCGCUGCAGAAGCUGAAUGAUCUGGUUGACGAUGACGCCUUCAUCCGAGAUGUAGCCAAAGUCAAACAGGAUAACAAGGUGAAGUUUGCACAGUAUUUAGAGAAAGAGUACAACGUGGAUGUAAAUCCUGCAUCCAUGUUUGACGUCCAUGUGAAAAGGAUACAUGAAUACAAACGACAACUUCUCAAUUGCCUCCAUGUCAUCACUAUGUACAACCGAAUCAAGAAGAGCCCCACGAAACCGUUUGUGCCGCGGACUGUGAUUAUCGGGGGCAAGGUAAAACAAACAACCUUUUCCAAACACAAUCACAUGCACUGAUUUGCAAUAUGUACUCUA